This is a messenger RNA of Miscanthus lutarioriparius, 1977 nucleotides long. NCBI's taxonomy places the organism in Eukaryota, Viridiplantae, Streptophyta, Magnoliopsida, Poales, Poaceae. The record is from the annotation of a GenBank genome assembly.
AUGGACGCGGAGGGGUUGCUGGCGUCGGCGGCGAUCAACCUGGGGCUGGCGCUGGUGGCGCUGUCGCUCUUCUCCCUGCUCAAGAAGCAGCCGGGGAACGCGCCCGUUUACCAUCCCCGCCGGAUGGCCACCGGCGAUCUUGGUGCUGGUGGUGGCUUGCUGCCGCUCGGCCACGGGCGACUAACGCCGUCGUUCCGGUGGAUCGGCGCGGCCUUCCGGCUCUCUGAAGAAGACGUGCUGCGGCGCCACGGCCUCGACGCGCUCGUCGUCGUCCGCCUCUUCAAGUUUGGGCUUUGGGUGCAUUUUUUAUGCCUUUGCUUUAUAUCCUUUUAUGUGGUAUAUUUGCUUCAUAAGGAAUACAGCGAAAUUACUUUGAGAAGAAUUGAGCACUUGAAGUAUCACUACAAAAGACAUGAUCAAUACACCAUUUUGGUUCGAGGAAUUCCAAAAUGUCCAGAUCAUGGAACUUACGGGUGCUAUGUUGAUCACUUCUUCUCAAAGCAUUAUCAGACAUACCAAUCAUACCAAAUUGCACAUGACAUAGGAAACAUUGAGGCAUUGCAGAAGUUGGCAUCCUCCAUUGAGAAACGGAUACAAAGGAAAAGAGAGACAAGAAAAUGUAAUAUUUUGGGACGGAUUUGGAGCAAGUUUACAUCAGAAGAAACACAUAUUCACAACCAUGAAGAAAAACUGAAAAAUGUGCAAGAGACUAUCCGCUUCCUACAGUGUGAAAAUAUGCUUAAACAAAAGGAGGUACCUGUAGCUUUUGUCUCGUUCAAAUCCCGGUUGGAGGCUGCCCAAGCUGCGGAGAUGCAACAGCUUGUCAAUCCACUGUCAUUGGUUACAACUUAUGCCCCUGAACCAACUGAUAUAAUAUGGAAAAAUUUGUCCAUUCCAUUUUGGCGCAUCUCUAUGUUCAAACUUGGAGUCUUCGUUGCUGCGUUCUUGUUAACGGUGUUCUUCACCAUCCCUGUAACAGCCGUGCAGGGGAUAGUGCAAUUUGAGAAGAUUAAAAGAUGGUUCCCACCAGCGAGAGCUGUGCAGCUUAUACCGGGUUUGAAUUCUGUUGUGACUGGGUAUCUUCCGAGCAUGAUCUUAAAUGGUUUUAUUUACUUGGUUCCUUUUGCGAUGCUUGGUAUGGCUUCAUUUGAAGGCUGCAUUGCCAACAGCCAAAAAGAAAUUAAGGCCUGCAAUAUGGUCUUCUACUUCUUGCUUGGAAAUGUUUUCUUCCUCAGUAUUCUUUCAGGUUCUCUACUCGAUCAGAUAGGAGAAUCCUUCGAGCACCCAAAGAACAUCCCUAACCGUCUUGCAAGUGCUGUUUCUGCACAGUCAGAUUUCUUCAUCACAUACAUUUUGACCAACGGCAUGUCAGGGUUUUCUUUGGAGGUUCUUCAGUUUGGUUUGUUAAUAUGGCAAUUUUUAAAGGCGCAUUCACUUGGACACAGUGAGGAACCAUAUCUUUAUGGCUUCCCUUACUUCCGAGUUGUGCCCACUGUUUCCCUUGCAAUAUUGAUUGGAGUGGUCUACGCUGUAGUUGCACCCCUUCUACUCCCGAUCCUUUUGAUAUACUUUCUGCUCGGUUAUGCAGUGUACAUCAACCAGAUGGAAGAUGUUUAUGAGAUCACAUACGACACAUGCGGACAAUAUUGGCCCAACAUUCACCGCUACAUAUUCCUAUCAGUAGCACUCAUGCAAAUCACGAUGAUAGGACUGUUUGGGCUCAAGUCAAAGCCAGGAGCUUCCUUCGCCACAAUUCCUUUGCUUGUGUUGAACAUUCUUUUCAACGAGUACUGCAAGGUCCGAUUUCUUCCAACUUUCAGCCAUCGACCAGUCCAGGUUGCCAAACAGAGUGAUGAGCUUGAUGAGGCUGAGGGUAUGACUGAAUGCAAUGUGGACAAUGCAAUUUGCGCUUAUAGGCCACCAUGGAUGCGUCCGACAAACCUGGAAUCUAGUUCUGUGCAGCCCUUGAAUGUUUGA